Messenger RNA from Acanthopagrus latus (yellowfin seabream), 3412 nucleotides. RefSeq names its product NFKB inhibitor interacting Ras-like 1 (gene nkiras1). The transcript has 4 exons. Lineage: Eukaryota; Metazoa; Chordata; Actinopteri; Spariformes; Sparidae. Gene Ontology annotation, molecular function: GTP binding; GTPase activity. Bases 606 to 1184 code for a protein of 192 amino acids. The record is from RefSeq and is a predicted model, not a curated record. Gene Ontology annotation, biological process: canonical NF-kappaB signal transduction.
AAGACAAAUUUAUGUCACUGUUCACAGCCAAACUUCGAGCUCACGUCACGUCACAUGCAUCCGUACAAUGCGCUUCCGCACAUGUUUACGCCUUCCGCAGAGGCGUAAGUCCUACUGUAACAUCACUUCAUACUCCUUUAGCUGCUUUUCAACACUCAUUCAAGCCAGCAUUGCAGUUUGUCUCAAAGCAUAAUUUAAUGCUUCACUCUCACCCAACUAUUACGAAGCUUCAUUCUCUUCAGACGAGACUUCAGAUACAUUAAAACAACCAAUUCAGUUUGGCGUUAGUUUUCAGCAGAUUCACAUUAUGUAACAUUUUUUAGAUAUUGUGGACAUUAUUCUAAGUUUUCACAGCCAGCAAUCCACAUUUGGCAUCAGCCUGUCAACAAGGGAGCAAUCACAGCCGGAAGUUCUUCAGAACUUGCCUUCUCUAGUUUUAUUGGUUUUGUUAUUGAUGUCUAUUGGCGUAAACUCAGUCGGUAACGCAUGCGCAGUGACAACAAAAAGCCUUGUCAAAGCUAGUGGAGGAGGAUGGAUGCUCUGGCUGUGAUGCAGCAUGUAAAGACUUGAUAGACGGCUAAAUAUACACCCGAUUCAGGUUCGAAAUGGGAAAAGGCUGUAAAGUUGUAAUAUGUGGCCAAGCAGCAGUUGGUAAAACUGCCAUACUGGAGCAGUUGCUGUACGGAAAUCACUCUGUCGGCUCUGAGUCCAGUGAGACCCAAGAGGACGUGUACGUGGCCUCAGUGGAGACGGACCGCGGUGUGAAGGAGCAGCUGAGGCUGUAUGACACCAAGGGUCUCCACGAUGGGCAAGACCUCCCAAAACACUACUACUCAGUGGCAGAUGGCUUUGUCCUAGUCUACAGUGUCGACAGCCUGGAGUCUUUCAAGAAGGUGGACAUUCUGAAGAAGGAAAUAGACAAGUCCAGAGACAAGAAAGAGGUGACAGUCAUAGUUUUGGGAAAUAAGACGGACCUGCGAGAGCGUCGCCAGGUGGACCAGGAGGUGGCACAGCAGUGGGCACGUGGCGAGAAGGUGAAGCUGUGGGAGGUGAGCGUCAGCGAACGCAACUCCCUCAUCGAACCCUUCACCCAGCUCACCAGCCGCCUCACACAGCCUCAGAGCAAGUCUGCCUUCCCUCUACCAGGGCGCAAAAGCAAAGGCACCCCAUCCAAUGACAUCUGAAAGUCCUCCCUGCUCCUGUUAGUGAGCUGCAUUCACCUCUUAUGGGAACAAUCAGCAGGACAACAUGGUCAGGCCUUUAGGUUGGCACCGUGGUUGAUUCUGUGUAAAUAUACAAUUCUACAGCGUGGUAGAUUUAGGGGACUGGUUCAACAUCUUGGGAAAUGUGCAUAUUUGCUGUGUUUCUGAGAGUGAGAACAUAAGAUUCUUACAUAUCUGUGUGAUAGCUAGCAGUAUACCAUCAACUGUGGAAAAACUCUACCCACUAACACAUCUUAUCUCAUUUGUUUAAUCUGUACAGAAGUAACAGAAGUGUGAAAUAUUGUUUUGAACAUAUUUUGACUUUAGGGGUACUGAAGUGCUGGAACUGCUCCCUGACAAACAGGUUAUCCAUCGGCCCAGUAUUUAUGUGCAGUGUCUCCAGCUGUAGUCAGUGAGCACAGGUUUUAGUAGUGCCCGACCAAUACACAUUUUUGGGACCAAUAUUAGGGAGUAAAAGAUUCCACUGUUGAUCUGUUGGGCAGUAAACACACUUGUUUUGCAACUAUCCCUCAAAUGAUGUUUUCUAACACUUGUGAUUUUGCAUAACGGUGCAUAACCGACAACAUAUACACCAAUACUAAUAAAUCUGUGAUAGGCCAAUAUGGUUCAGUAAUAUUAGGAAACCAACACAUUGUCCAGGCUUUGGAUUUUGGUGUUGCUUUCUGUAAAGGCAUGAUCGGACUAAACCUUACAGCCACAUUUUGAUGACAAACUCAUUGGGCUGUUGCUCCCAGCCGUUUUUUUGCUCUGGAAUGAAAUAAAAAUUAGAUUUUUAGAAGGCAUAAUGUAGUGGAACUAUUUUUUAUGUUUUUGGCAAACAGCACCCAGGUGUGGCUGUUGUUUGCAGCUUCUUGUACUCGUAGUCAUCACAUUGAGCUUGUCAGGUUUGGUAGUCAUCAUGCUUUUUCAGACACCAAGACACGAACCUGUGUAAAAGCUGCAAAAAAGUGCUGUGCAGCUGGGUGAACUGUUGUUUGUCAAGAAAGUGGUCUAACAUUUAACUCCCCCAUAAGUUAGUAAAUUCUAUAUUUAUGUUUAUGUUAAGGCAAACAAACAGGACAGGUGUUAUUUAGAUUUUUGAAUAGAGCCAGGUUAACCGUUUCUCUGCCUCAAGUCUUUAUGCUCAGCUAACGUCCUGACUACAGAUUUGUACUGUAGACGUGAUACUUAUCUUCUCAUCUCGUUUACAGAAGGAGAAGCCAAUAGGCAUAUUUUCCAGUGUGUUAAUUUAUCCAGUGAGGAUGCAUGUAGUAGUUUAUUGUUUGUAGCAAUCAGAAAUGUGAACCACAAACCAAAUCCCUAUUAUUACACCUCUUUUCUGUGCACUAUUUAACACUUAAGUGUGUAGUCAGUCUUUUCUUCAGUGCAUUGUUGCGUGGACAAGCACUUCAGUACCAAAGAUUUGAGAUGACCAAAACACAUUUGAACUGCUGUUGUGAAAUGUUAACUGUCAUUUUUUAAUUGAAAUCCGUUUAAAAGUGAAAGGAUGUUCAGAUUUUGCAUAAGUCUAUGUUGUGAAAAUACAGCACUUACAUUCCCAUAUUUACAUGUAAAGAGUCAAAAGUUGCUGUAGUAAUUCUUCCUCUCUGUCCCAAGAGAUCCCAUUCUAGAGCUACCACAAAAGAUAAUUUGUCCUGUCUAUCUGAAGCUGUAAAAAUGUGUAUUUGUGCGAGGAAGAGAUCUCUCCAUAGUUGAUUCAGACAGGAUGAAUGUAAAGCAACCUGUAACUCUCUGAGCAUUGGUAUGAGAUUGUUGUACUAGGAUACUGUACUGAUACUGUCCUAUAAGCUCACUAGAGCAGUGUUUUCAAUCAGAAUUUGUGUACCUAUAAUGUUAUUUCCCAUCUGAAGUGAAUGCAGCACGACUCCUUGUCCUGUGGCAGGACGCAGCUAGCCUUCAUCCAGUCCAUCUCAUAUUAAAUAUGGCCUGGCAGCAAUAAUAUCCAUGGUACGCCUUUACAUGUGAUGUAUAAUUCCAUAAUGUCUGUGUGGCAUUAGUUGCACUCCUGUGUUGUCCAGCCUGUAUAAUCCAAUAGGGCUACUAGUUCAAGCUGUGUGUGCAAAAGCUUUUCUAACAGCAGAAAUGACAGUGUUGAGAGGAAAUAUUUAUUUUCUGACAAACUUAUUUUUGUCACUUCAAUGAACCACAUUCCAUCACUUUUCAAAAUAGUAAAACAAUAUGAAGGAUGA